Molecule: messenger RNA, 5446 nt
Organism: Leptidea sinapis
Lineage: Eukaryota; Metazoa; Arthropoda; Insecta; Lepidoptera; Pieridae
Gene: snama
Product: E3 ubiquitin-protein ligase RBBP6
Exons: 18
Coding region: 248-5245 (1665 amino acids)
Biological process (GO): mRNA processing; ubiquitin-dependent protein catabolic process; protein ubiquitination
Cellular component (GO): nucleus
Molecular function (GO): ubiquitin protein ligase activity; zinc ion binding; nucleic acid binding
Source: RefSeq, a predicted model, not a curated record
CAAAACGUUCUGCAUUUAACUAGUCGUUUAGAAUUCCAGCAUUUUUAUUAAAGAAUUAAGUUUUUCAAUUAGACAUAAAUAAACUGUUAAAUUAAUCAUUAAAACAUUCUAGCUAAUAUUGUGCUUAUUGCAUUAAACAGGUGAUAAACCUAUUUCUGUGAGUGUUGAUCGUGGCGUAUGCAUGAUUUUGUAGAAGCCUUUUUUGAUCUGUCAUGUUAUACUUAUUUAUCGAUCAUUUUGAACCGCAAUGUCUGUGCAUUACAAAUUUAAAAGUGCAUUGGAUUACGAUACAGUAACAUUUGAUGGUCUGCAUAUAUCAGUCGGAGAUCUAAAAACAGCUAUAUCACAGCAAAAAAGAAUCGGAAAAACUUCCGAUUUUGAUUUGCAAAUUACUAAUGCACAGACCAAAGAAGUGUAUGUGGAUGACAAUACUUUAAUUCCUAAAAACACAUCACUUUUAGUGGCGAGGGUGCCACUAUCACAACAGCCUAAAAAACAGUGGGAAAAUAGUAAUAAUCAGUCAGCAGUCGUGAAAGAUGUGUCUGUUAAUAAAGGUCUUGCCGACCUGUCCCGCAUGGAAGGCAGUGAGCAGGAUAAGAUUAAUGCUAUGAUAUGUCAGUCAACCUUUGACUAUGAUCCAAGCAAUUAUCAAAAGCUAAGAGGACAAAAUCAAAGAGGUGUUGUUCCAGCAAAUUAUGUAUGUUUUAAAUGUCAGAAGAGAGGACAUUGGAUUAAAGAUUGCCCAAUAGCAAAUUCUAGUGACCCUGUUGAAAUAAGAAGAAGCUCAGGGAUUCCUCGUAGUUUCAUGGUACCAGUUGAUGGUCCAAAGGCACCAGGAGCCAUGAUGACCCCAAGUGGUACUUUUGCUGUUCCAGCUGUAGAUCACGAGGCAUACUUAGCCUCAGAAAAUGCUGGAGGUGCAGACACACCAACAAAUGCUCCGGCUGCACCAGAACCCACAAUUCCAGAUGAAUUGAUCUGCAGCCUCUGCAGGGACUUGCUGACUGAUGCGGUUAUGAUUCCAUGUUGCGGAAAUUCAUUUUGUGAUGAAUGUAUAAGAGGAGCACUUUUAGAGUCAGAAGACCAUGAAUGUCCAGAUUGUCGUGAAAAAGAAAUAGCACCAACUACACUGAUACCGAAUAGAUUUUUAAGAAACUCUGUUUCAUCGUUCCGGAAUCAGACUGGGUACAGUCGAAGGGCGCCUCACAGGCCGUCCGCGCCUCCUGUGCAGCCCAUUCCACAGCCGAUGGAACAACCGGUGCAAGGGCAGCCACCUAAUGCCGCUGGGAUGGUGCAGGGCCCACCCAAUGAUGAUAGAGGCGAUGUGGAGCGCGGAGGGCGGGACGACUCGGACGGCUCCGCGGAGGACAACGUCACGGUGACCGUGCCGCCGCGGGCCGCUCACGUCACGUCCGGCGUAAACGCGCCGCGUCCGCGUCACGCCGACAUGUCGAACGGAGCGCGGGGCCAUUACGGGCGCUCGUCGCGCUAUGGGCCCGGUCCAAGGAGUCAAGGAAUGGAGGGGCCUAAUCAGAUGGGCAGAGGUGACGAACAACGUGCCAGCACACCGACGAUUGAUGAGCGACGGGACCCCAUGUCUACAAAUGCACCAUAUCACCGAGGUCCGCCUCACUACAUGCCGGGGCUGCCACCGCCGCAUUACAAUGCACCAUUUGGAAGACCGCCUCGCUAUAAUGAACAGUACCCGGCGCACGACCUCUAUCAACCACCUCCGCCUGGGAUCAAAGAUUCGCCCAAUGCGCGCAGUGAGGACCCGCUGGAGGCUUUCAAUCGAAUGAUCCGCGAAAAGGAGAUGCGGGCCAAGAGACGGGAAGAGGAGAGGCGCCGCGUGCACUCGGGCUCGCGCAGUGCGUCGCGCUCGCCCCGCUCGCCCCCGGCCCGCCCGCCCCGCUCGCCCCGCCCGCGUGCUUCUCGCUCGCCCCGCCCCCGCGCGUCCCGAUCUCCCCGGCUUCGCGGGUCACGGUCGCCCCGUGCGAUCCGCAGCUCGCGAUCACCCCGCCCACUCCGCGAGUCUCGUUCUCCUCGCCCGAUACGCAUGUCUCGUUCUCCUCGCCCCGUGCGGAUGUCUCGUUCUCCUCGCCCCGUGCGGAUGUCUCGUUCUCCUCGCCCCGUGCGGAUGUCUCGUUCUCCUCGCCCCGUCCGGAUGUCUCGCUCGCCCCGCCCCGUCCGGAUGUCUCGCUCUCCCCGCCCCCUGCCUCCGCCCCGCUCGCGUUCGCCCCGCUCCCCGCGCCCCGUCCGCCCUCGAAGCCGAGGUUCGAGCAGACUUCGAUACUCUAGAUCUCGAUCGAUGUCCCGAGGUCGGUUGCGGCGUCCGUCGCCGUCGCCUCGCCGGCGCCGCUCGCGAGAAAGGUCUCUGUCGCUGUCCCGUACCGUGUACCCCAGCACGCCGUCUCCGCGGCGCCGCGUCCGGUCGCCGCUGCGGUACCGCUCGCCGCUCCGCUCGGUGGUGCGGACUCCGCCUCGCUCUCCGCGGCCCACCUCACCGCAUCGAUACGCAGGAGUGUACGACGAGUUGCUGUCGCCGCCACGACGCCCCAUGGAGCCUCCCUUCGGAGCCAGGUAUAGUGGUAGAGAAAAUCCAACAGUAUUUCCGCCUCUUGGAUCCAAACCAGUUCCGUUAAUGAAUAUAGCAAUACCGCCUCAGCAUGGAGCACCUCCAAACUAUCGUGGACGCUAUGAACCGCCGCCGUUUGAUGACGCUCCACCUGGGGUUGAUCCACCGGUACCUGGAUUUGAACCGCCGCCAUUUGAAAAACCUCCAUUUGGUCCUCCUGUAUCUAUUGAACGUGAAAGAUUAAACUACAGAGAUCCUUACCGACAGCCACCCUUUAUCGAUGGUCCUGGUUUCAGAAAUGCCCCUAUAUCUGUACAGAAUGAUAUGCCUUUGCACGGAGAUCAUCAUCAGCGGUAUCGAGAUAACUUUAGACCGGGAGCUUCGUAUCGUGAUCCUGUAGGCGGUCCCUACAGAGAUGCACAGCAUAUGAUGCGAGAGCAGGUGCCACCAUUACAACACCGAGAUACUAAUUACAGGAAUGGCCCACCAUUCCGAGAUAACUCAUUCAGGAACCCUCCAUUAAUAGAUGGUAACUUCCGAGAAAACGUUCCUCACAAUUUCAGAGAUGGCGCUGUACCAUUUAGACCUCCUAGUGCUGAUCCUAGGGAUCCUAUGGCCGUUCCUUUUCACGAUCCAAAUUAUCGAGAUGCACUUAGAGAAGAAAACAAUGGAAAUAGAGAUGGACGAUCAGGAUUUAGAUCAAACAGCAAUCGUUCAAGAGUAAGUUCACAGAGACAUGAUAGGCCUAGGGAACGAAAUGGAAGGGAUAGAGAAAGAUUCAAUGAUGGACGUGAAUCUGAGAGAUCAGAUAGACCUCGUGGUAGUGAAAAAGUUCGUGAUUCUCGUGAUCAUGAGAGAAACAGAGAUUACGAUAAGGAAAGAGAAAGAGGCCACGAAAAAACAUCGCCUGAAAGAAAGAAUCGUGGGUCUCCAAAAAGAUCUCGUGAUGCACGUGAGAAGAAGCGGAGUGAAUCCAGGGGACGGUCUCGCGAACGCGAAAGUAAAAGAGAGAAAAAAGAAGAACGUACUCGAGAUAAAUCGUCCCCAGAACGAAACAAAGAGCCCAAAGAUAAGGACAAGAAAAUAAAAGAUAGAAAGAAAAAGAAACGUGAAAAAGAGGUUGAAAAAAAGAAGAAGCGAGAUAAGAAAGAAAAAAAAGAAAAAGAAGUAAGAAAGGACGAGAAUGAAAAUGAUGAGGGUCAAUCUACUAAUCUCGAUGAAAAUACAUCAAAGAAAGAACUUAGUGAAGAAUCCAAAGAACUUAUCAGGACAGAUGCGAGUAAAAUGAUAUUUCAAGAAAUUGGAACAACAAAUGCGGAAGAAGCUAAAAAUGAUUUGUAUGGUGACGAGGCAGCAGAAGCUGUUGAUAAAGAAAUAAUUCAAAACUAUAUAAAAAGCAAAGAUGAUGAUGCAGACCAUGUAAAUACAGAAAGCGAGCGUAAAGAUCCUGACAGCAAAGAUGAACCAUUUGAUGGAAUAGAAUUACAGCCGGCAGUAGAUGAACUAGGCGUUGAUUUGGAGCUCCCUUCAAGUACUACAAAAGAAAUGUUGGCUCCACUUCCUGAACUAUCAAAAUGGGAAGUAGAAGAGGAACAUGAAAAAGCUAAAGAACCGGGAGAAUAUACGUCACCUGAGGAAGAAGAAGAUACUAAAAAAGUAACAAGUGAAGUUAUAAAACGAGCAGAAAAGGCUAUUUUUGCCAAAACAAUAAACUCAAUGAGACCUAUUGAAAUUAAAAAAAUCAGUAGUGAUCGUCUCAAAUUAUACGGUGAUGAUAUACAUUCUAAAAGUUCAAUUAAUAAUAUUCAAAUUACAGUGCCUGUUAGCAAUGUUGAUCAGAAAUCAUUAGAAAGACCAGAACGAAGAAAGAGUUAUUCUAAAACACCACCACCACGUUUGUCUAUCAAGGAAAGACUAGGCGGAAAAGUGGAAGACGUUCGUAGAGUCAGAGAGUCUCGGGUCGUUCAUAGUACUGUCGAACUUGUAAAAUCUCGGUCUAAAACGCCCAAAAAAGAACAAGGGCCAUAUCGUCGUGUCACGGUAGAAAAGGAACGAAAUAAGAAGCCCGAUGGUCGAGUAGAUGUAUCUAAAGAUAAGCCACAUGAUAAGCGGGUAAAGGAAAAUAUUAGAAUGGAUGAAUUACAUAAGAAGAAAGAGAAAACUAGGGAUGAACAAAAACAAUCAAUGAGCAAUAAGGAAGAAUUAAAAAAUGUUAAACAUCUACCAAUGGAAGUUGACCGCGAGCGAAAGAAAUCUGCGUUAGACGAAUCACACUUUGAGCCUGACUAUGACGAAAAUAUUGAAUCAGAUAGCGAACAGAAAGAAGUUUUAGCUAAGAAACGUGAACAUGGGGGCUCGCCGGGUCCGUUUGACACAAAGAAACUAAAACUUGAAAAUGAAACUAUCAAAUUGGAUCUUACUAAUGUAAAAAAGAAACCGGAUACAGAAAGUGAAUCUUCGAGUGACUCAGAUGCCUCAAGUUCAACGUCAUCGUCGGAAGAUCGUAAACGCAAAAAGAAGAAAAAGCGUUCGAAGAAAAAGAAGAAACGCGCCGCUAGUGAUAGCGAAAGUGAUUCCGGCUCUAGUUCCGAUGAGCACAAGAAGAAAAAGAAAAAGCGCAAACAUAAGAAGAAGUCUACUAAGAAGAAGAAAAAGUCUAAGCAUAAGUAAAAAACGUAAUAUUCUUAAGAUUUAAGAAAGCGUGUUAUAUUGCAUAAACAUACCGAAGUAAAAUUUUAAUUUUCAUUACUCUACGUAGUUUCGCUUUAGGUGUUAGCAGCUAUGUCAUCGUUGGCGAUAACUGUUAAAUAUUCAUUACUGUUUGAAUUCUAAUAUUUAACAUUGUAAUAAAGUUUAAUGCAUUAAAUAUAA